Molecule: messenger RNA, 672 nt
Organism: Saprolegnia diclina VS20
Lineage: Eukaryota; Oomycota; Saprolegniomycetes; Saprolegniales; Saprolegniaceae
Exons: 1
Coding region: 1-672 (223 amino acids)
Source: RefSeq, a predicted model, not a curated record
AUGGUUUGUGCGACGCUGCUGCUCAUGGCGCUUAACAUCGCAUCCACUGCGGCACAGUCGUUUGCGGGCAAAGGCACGGCGUAUCACGCGAGCUCUGUGGGCGCAGGCAACUGCAACCUCAUGAGCUGGCUGCCGAUCGCCAACACCAACCGGGUCGCGAUCCCGUCGGCCUUGUGGGCGUCCGGCGCCAACUGCGGACGCUGUGUGCAAAUCCAGUGCGUCGAUUCCAUUUGCCUGUCGAACGCGCCCGUCGUCGCGCAAAUCACCGACUCGUGUCCGACCUGCGGCCCCCGCGACGUGGACAUGGUCGACAGCCUCUUCCAGAAGGUCACGGGUGGCCUCUCGACGGGCGCGCCGCAGAUCGUCUGGGCAUUCGUACCCUGCACUCCCGUCGGCGGCGUUCAUGUCUGCACCAAGGUCGGCAGUUCGCGCUACUGGCUGGCACUGCAGCCGUCCAACAAGAUCAGCGGCGUUCAGCGGCUGCGCAUCAUGAAGCAACCAACGUCGCUUCUUGGCAGCGCCUUCUACUUUGUUGCGCUCGGCCAAGCGUCAAUUGAAGUGUCGCUCGCAUCGACAGAGAUCGAGCUCACGUCGUUCGGGGGCGACGUCAUUCUGGCAACGCUGCGCCUUGUCCCCAACACGUGUACGCACAUUCAACCGUUCAAAAGCUAG